This is a messenger RNA of Paramormyrops kingsleyae, 7255 nucleotides long. The record is from RefSeq and is a predicted model, not a curated record. NCBI's taxonomy places the organism in Eukaryota, Metazoa, Chordata, Actinopteri, Osteoglossiformes, Mormyridae.
GGGGGGGGGGGGGGAGUUGUGCCACCCCCUGUUUCUAGGGAAACAUAGAAGAAAUUGGUCAUGUGACCACAGUCAGCCAUUUUACUCAUCCUGCAAAGACGAGAGCCUAAUUGCAUGAGAGAAAUAGACCAUCAUGCCAUGGAGUUAUAAAAGGAAGACAGGCAGGGCUCCCACUCCUCUAGAUGAGAUGGACAGAGCAGUGAAAGAGGUGGAGAAGGGGAAGUAAUGAGGUCUGUGGAUGGAAAGCCCAUCUUCACUUUCAAAGAAAACGAUGAAGGAGAUGUGCAUCCCUAGAGAAGAUGUGCAUGAGAAACUACCCACACCACAAAGACUUGGUGGUACAGCCAGAAGGGAGCAGAAAUUUAUAUUCCCCUAUAGCUUCAACAAGUGGGAUGUCAUGUAGGCGGCCAUAUCUGUGAAGAGAACUGCAGUCAAUUUGGUCUUCAUUUGGAUUUCAUUUUGUUCUGAACGUGUGCUCAUGUGGCGCAAUGGGCUUGUAGAAAAUUGGCCUUUGAUGUUGUAAAAUAACUUUAAAUAAACCUUAAAUGAGCAAUUUUGUAUUGAAUUUCUCCAGCUUUUAUAUAGAAUUACAGUUCCUGAGAUCCAAAUAUACUGUUUUACUUCAAUAAUCAAAGGCACAAUUUACCCCAAUGUAUUCUCUCCAAAAGCACAACUUACCCGGCACCGGGGGCAAGUUGUGCCACGAGACCACUUUUUUCAGAAAGCUAUAUUUCUUAAAUACUGUAUUUCAGAUCCAAAGAGAUUGUUUCCAGGGAUGCACCACACCCUGAAAUAUAUGUACAUAUUUUAUUUGGAAGUAUUACUGUCAUGGCCUCGCUUUAAAGUCACUUUCAGGAAAAACUGGCACAACUCAACCCACUCUCCCCUAUUGAAAAAAAUCAGAUGUUAAUUUUUUGAAAAUGGUCAUUUAGUUGCUUUGAAGUGAUGUGGACAAAUUUGCAGUGGCAUCGAAUUCCUUAGUGGAAGACACUAUCCUAUUAAACAGACUUACUUGAUCUCUUUAAAAAGCUUUAAAAUUUCAAACAGAAGUUGGCGCAAAUUGACCUUGACGCAAUGCUACCACCAGAUGCCACUGUUUAUCCAUUUUAUUGGCCACUCGUUUUAGAUCAUUUUCACGUCUUGCUUUCAAAUCAUAGCAUAGCUACUGUACAUAGUACAUAGUACAGCAUAGCUACUGUACUAUUUUAUAUGCACCCACAUCUCAACGACGCAACUGUAAUUCAUCCCGUAUGUUAACGAUAUAAAGUUAUGCGUUUCGUAAUCAUGUACUGUGGCGCAGUUUGCCAGUGCCACAACACCGCAGUUAAUAAAUAACUUGUAGAGACGUGCAUGUUAAAUAAACUCGGAAGGAAAAAUGUAGUCCAGCACGACGGGUACAAAGACACUCUCGAAACGCCGUAGGGAACUGAACUCCCGUCGCUGCCGUGAAGUGUUAGGAACUGCCGCAAAGGCGCUGCACAGUUAUGCCUGAUCAUCCUGAUGCGUGUGAAAAUCUCUACAUGCUGACAAUGUAGUGUUGAAACACUAAUUUCCCCAGUAUCUGUGUACCGGAAUCAGAAUCUGAUUCUGGGUGUCGCCUUGGGGAAGGUUAAUUGCGGCAGGAGGGGCAAUAAAUGUGUCAUUUUAAAUCAAACAGACAUAAUAAUGACACUAGAAUAAUCUGCCCGGCGGCAUUUUUAGGCGCUACACCCUGUUUAUUUUCUUCCGCUGCCGACACAUCUGUCAGGACUGUGAUAUGCGGCAGAAACGGGGACGGCGGACCCCCACGGACCCCAGUAAUUAGCCGGGAGAGCCUCAACUCCGGGGUACAAGCUGAGAUCGCUGCGCAGAUAUAUUGCAAAUGAGAAAAUGUGACGCCAGAUGGAGCUUAACCUAAGUAGGCCUACUAUAUUAAGUAUUACAGUGAUGACAAAAACGCGAUACAAAAAACGGUAGCCAUAACAACGAUUUGUUUUCGUCCUGUUUUGGAUAUCCGGAAUGGUUUGGGUUUGAAGCGCUAGGUAUAGUUUCAGAAUGACUGGAUAUUUUCAGUAAGUAAACUCCAGCCCGUGAGAGUGACAGAGAGCAGGGUAGGUCCAACGCCAUGGCUAACGUGGAGGAGCCCGUAGUGGAGGCGUCCCAUGCCCACGGGCUGAUGAAGAGGUUCUACUCUAAGGACGACAGCCCCCUGACCCAAGACGAGCUGGACUCCUUGAUGCAGCAUGGCGAAGUGCACUCCUUCAUCCUGGUCCACCGUCUGCGUGCCUUCCAUGAGGUCGGGGUGACGCUGUUUCUGCGGGGGAUCCCGGUGACCUGCAAGGUGGACGUCACCGAGAGGUACACCACACAAUCCAAGGUGCGUGUGUCCACACUGUACACUGUCCACCUGAUGCACGGCGACUUCAACUGGAUUAUCAAGCGAAAGUACAAGCACUUCCAGGACCUGCACCGCGACCUUUACAAGCACAAGAUGAUGAUCAGCUUCCUCCCCCUGGGAAGGUUUGCUACUCAGAGGCAGGAACUUGGCGCCCUACCAGAGGAGAUGCCAUCUUUGCAUAACAAUGAAAGAGGCAGGAGGGCGUCCAGCAAGCCGAAACACCUUGAGGAGUAUCUGAACGGGCUGCUGGAGCACAGCUUCUACAGGAACUACCACCGCAUGCUGGAGUUCCUGGAUGUUAGUCCUCUUUCCUUCAUCAGAGAUCUGGGACCUAAAGGGCUGGAGGGCUUCGUCCUGAAGCGUUCGGGGGGUCACCGCAUCCUGGGCCUGAACUGCUUCGGCCAUCACCAGCUCUGCUUCCGCUGGUCGCGACGCUGGCUGGUUGUGAAGGACUCCUUCCUGAUGUACAUGAGCCCGGACGCCGAGGUGAUCUCCUUCGUGCUGCUCUUCGACCCCGAGUUGGAGGUUCUGGUGGGCCGGUGCUACACCGACACAGAGCACGGCGUCUGCAUCAAGAACUACGCCCGAACCCUGGUCAUUAAGUGCAGCAGCUACCGUCAAGCCCAGUGGUGGAGUCACGAGAUCCGCCAGCUGUCCGAACCUUGCGACUUCUUGCAGGUGCAGCGUUUCGGGGGCUUCGCCCCCUCCCGCGAGGACACCCUCACUAAGUGGUAUGUGAACGGCUCUGGCUACUUUUCGGACCUGGCUGACGCGCUGGAACAGGCCAAGCAGGAGAUCUUCAUCACUGACUGGUGGCUGAGCCCUGAAGUUCACUUAAAGCGACCAGCUACGGACAACUACUGGCGUCUCGACUGCAUCCUGAAGCGGAAGGCGGAGCAAGGUGUAAAGGUGUGCGUGUUGCUGUACAAGGAGGUGGAGCUGGCGCUGGGCAUCAACAGCGACUACAGCAAGAGAUCCCUGAUGAACAUGCACCCCAACAUCAAGGUCAUGCGACAUCCCGAUCAUGUUUCUGUGAUUGUCUUCCUCUGGGCCCACCACGAGAAGGUAGUAAUCAUUGACCAGUCCGUGGCAUUCGUCGGCGGAAUUGACCUGGCCUUCGGGAGGUGGGACGACAGCCACUAUAGGCUGACAGACUUGUCAGUCACAGAGACGCCAAAUCACAUUUCAGGGUCAGAGGCUUGCGACACAGUGGGCAGCGAUCCAGACGGGUUGGCCUCCCAGCCUCUGACUGCCAGGUCCGAGCCAGAACCGGCACCGACUGAGUCGGAGGACCUGUCGCAAAAUAGCCAGCUGUGGCUGGGGAAGGACUAUAGCAAUUUCAUCAACAAAGACUGGGUGCAACUGGACCGCCCCUUUGAAGAUAAUAUCGACCGCGGCCAAGUGCCCCGCAUGCCCUGGCGUGAUUUCGCUGCCGCCCUGCACGGGAAGGCUGCCCGGGACGUAGCGCGCCACUUCAUCCAGCGUUGGAACUUCACCAAGAUUUUCAAGAGCAAAUACAAGGAUGACUUCUAUCCGUGUCUGCUACCCAAAUCCCACAGCACGGCGGACGAGCUGCUGUACAGUGUGCCGGGCUGCGGGAGGGCGUCCGUGCAGGUGCUGCGCUCCGUGGACCGCUGGUCGGCCGGCACGUGCGAGAGCUCCAUUCACAACGCCUACCUGCACCUGAUCGAGACCAGUGAGCACUACAUCUACAUCGAGAAUCAGUUCUUCAUCAGCGGUGCGGAUGGGAAGAAUGUGCACAAUGGUAUCGGGGACGCCAUCGUGAAACGAAUCCUGCGAGCCCACAGUGAACAGAAAACAUACCGGGUCUAUGUGCUGGUCCCUCUGCUGCCUGGAUUUGAAGGGGACAUCAGUGUUGGGGGUGGCAAUGCCAUCCAGGCCAUCCUGCAUUUCACGUACAGGACCAUGUGUCGGGGGGAGUUCUCCAUCCUGGCCAGAUUAAAGGAACAUAUGCAGGACCAGUGGAGCCAGUACAUUUCACUGUGUGGUCUGCGCACGCACGCCCAACUCUCCGGGUCACUGAUCACUGAGCUCAUCUAUGUGCACAGCAAGACGCUGAUCGCCGACGACCGCCGCUACAUCAUCGGCUCCGCCAACGUCAACGACCGCAGCAUGCUGGGAAGUCGGGACAGUGAGGUGGCAGUGCUGGUGGAGGACAAGGAGCGGGUGCCGUCGCGCAUGGGGGGGGGCGACUACGAGGCGGGGCCCCUGACUCUGGCCCUGCGCAAGGAGUGCUUCAGGGUUCUCCUGGCGGCCGACGCCGACCCCAGCAUCGACAUCCAGGAUCCGAUCAGUGAGGAUUUCUUCCAGGAGGUGUGGAACAAGACGGCCGCAUCGAACGCCAGUAUUUAUGAGACGGUGUUCCGCUGCCUCCCCUCCGACUCCGUCACCAGCCUGCGCGUCCUGCGGGAGCUGAACCCGGCGGAGCGGCUGUGUGAUACGGACCCCGCGAGGGCGCGGGAGCAGCUAGGAGCCGUGCGCGGCCUGCUGGUGCACUAUCCCCUCCACUUCCUGUGCGAGGAGAACCUCCUCCCACCACUCAGCAGCAAGGAGCGCAUCGUGCCCAUGGAGGUGUGGACGUAGCGGAGAGGCUAAUCCCAGGGUCAACCAGCCACUUACGAGCCACUGGGCUGCAAGGGUUAAAGACCCGCUGACUGUAAAAAGACACUUCAUUUCUAUAGUUGCCAUAUUUGCACACAUUCCUUAUCAUGGGGGUUGAAAAGCCCCCCAUUCAUUCCCAGACCUCUCAGAGCUUCUGUUUCUAGGAGUUUCCAGAGCAAGACGCCAUGCGAUGUUCUGGGUGCAGAUAGUGCUCCGGUCCACACGCGCCAUUGCAGUAGACCGCGUCGCAGCCCAGAAUGCACUGCGCUCCUCACCCCGUUGGUUUGGAGCUAAAACAGGAGCCGUGACACUAAUGAGGGCAGUGAAGCCAGGGAUGGGCAACAUGGCAGUUUUUCUUCUUCCCCUGCAGCUCAUCUUCAGCUGAGGUGUAACUGAAAGCAAUAGGGGUGGUGGGGGGGGAGGGGGGUGCGUUUAACGUGCUCUUUCCAUCUCUGCGGUGUGGGAGAGGACGUGCACCAUUGCUCUCCCGCCAUCCUGCUGUGUGAACAUCCGCGGUUGUUAUGGUGACGGACGUAAAAAGCAGAUGGGGGUGCGGGGAAGAGAUGGGGAACAAGAUGGAAGGAAAGGCCGGGGUGAUGGGCAGGAGGGUCAGCCGUAGGGACAGCGAGAACGAAGGGUUAAAAGGGCACGAGGGACCAAGGGGACUCUAAGGAAGAAAUCGCCAUGCUGCCGCUGCUGUUACCUUGGCAACCAAGUGAAUUAUUAUGUAACGCUCCUGUUGACGGCUCAGAAUCCUCCAUUAUGUGUGUGUUUGCGGGGGGGGGUAUGUAAUGUUAUUGUGAGACAGGUUGACAUCACUGUCUCCAAGUGCUAACGCGCUACCUUAUUUGUCGACUUACACGACAUUCUCACAUGAAGCUACCUACACGUCCUCUGUGAAUCCUUACAGCCAGCAAUUCGCAGCUCACGUAAUUCGGGUCAAGGACCGUGCCCGCGUGUACCAGAACUCCGGUAUUAGUUCCUUCGUUCCUCGUUCACGAGUCCGAUUCCUUAACUACACUACGCUAAACUGCCGGUAACGCCAUUGAGGAAAAGCAAGCAACUUAAAUUUGAACUAAAGUUCCUGCUGUGGAUAUUUGUAACAUGAGCUGGGAUGCUGUAAGUGGGGCUUAUACCACGCUUGAGUAAUAUAAUAGUAAGGAAAGGCCAAGACGACUUUUUUUUCACUAAAGUAUGCAUACAGAUAUCCGUCGACUUAGGUCCUGUCAAGUGACGAUUGCAUUUACCCGAGGUGUAUAGUAAGAAAUCAAUACUGAUCGAGAGACGUCUGAAAGCGGACGUAGUAGGACAGUAGCGGGUGUAUUGCUUUUCAUUAUAAAGUGUCGUGCUUUUAUAUGUACAUUAUUUCCUGUAGAGUACUGUGUGUACAUAUUACAGUACUGAACUUAAUGUCUUGCCUCUCCCCUAUACCAGCGACUCAAUCCAUUGGGUCGCGUUCUGAAAGGGUUGUGAGGCGGAGUUUUAAAUGUAAGCGUUUUAAAACUACCAAGCUUCUAUGCUGAUCCACGAUCAGAUUUCCCACCCCAACCCUAGAAUUAACCUAUAUUAACGGGUCUUGGGUCUUUAAAUGCUUAGCGCAAAACUAGUGAACAUUUAAUCAAUCCGAGAAGCCAAACAGCAGAUGCUUAAUUUAAUAUUCACUGCCACAUCCAAUCAAAUUUGUGCGAUAGGCAUUGAUUGGCGUAAAUUACAGAUCGCGCUGAGUGUUUGAUCAUAGCGUUAAUUUAAACCUAUACUUCUUAUAGGGUCGCGACUGGUCGCGCUUCUAAAAGGUUGAAGAGCACUGCCGUGUAAGUAUCGAGAUACACCCAAAUUGACGUGCGGUGGUCACAGUUCCAAAUGCGCACCAAAAUCGACAGAUACCUGUGCAAUUAAUUACAGCACUUCAUUAAAUGUCACGAUAUUUAUCUAAUUUUAAUAAAGCAUUUAAUACUUGUAAAGGUUUUAUACCGACAUAAAAUAUAACUUUUUAAUCGUUUUUACUCAUGUUUAUAUUAUUUGUAUGUUACCGAUUUAACGUUUCUGCAUAAUGAAUGUUUUUUAUGCAUUUGCUUAUUUGACAUACUAGGCCUAUCAUACAACCAGACAUGCUAUCAAAUACCAGCAUUUUCAUUGUAUUUUCACACGUCCUUUGUAAAUCGGUCCUUUGUUGCACAAAAUUAAAAAUGUAAAAAUUGAUAUUUUAAUCUAUGGUUCUAAUUUCUUGCAACGAAUAAACUUACAUUUCUACUUGUC